Messenger RNA from Parnassius mnemosyne (clouded apollo), 1257 nucleotides. The record is from the annotation of a GenBank genome assembly. Lineage: Eukaryota; Metazoa; Arthropoda; Insecta; Lepidoptera; Papilionidae.
AUGUCCUAUUCACCUGAAAGAAGAACAGAGGAUUGGCCGGAGGAUCCUAAAAAUGGACCGUCAAAAGACAAUUACGAUGGGUCUCCUGGUGCCGAGCACGAAACACUGGAUACAAACUGGCAUCAAGUCGUGGAAAGCUUUGAUGACAUGAAUUUGAAAGAAGAAUUAUUGCGAGGAAUAUAUGCUUAUGGUUUUGAAAAACCAUCUGCUAUCCAACAACGAGCUAUUAUGCCAUGUAUCGAAGGGCGAGAUGUUAUAGCUCAGGCCCAAUCUGGAACUGGCAAAACUGCUACGUUUUCCAUUUCAAUUCUUCAACAAAUCGAUACUAGUAUUCGUGAAUGCCAAGCACUCAUUUUAGCCCCUACUAGGGAAUUAGCCCAACAGAUUCAGAAGGUGGUUAUAGCUCUUGGUGAUCAUUUGAAUGCUAAAUGUCAUGCUUGCAUUGGUGGAACUAAUGUACGUGAAGACAUGCGACAGCUGGAAAGUGGUGUGCAUGUUGUUGUAGGUACACCAGGCAGAGUCUAUGACAUGAUAUCCCGUAGGGCAUUACGUGCCAACACAAUUAAACUUUUUGUACUUGAUGAAGCUGAUGAAAUGUUAUCUAGAGGAUUUAAAGAUCAAAUUCAUGAUGUAUUUAAAAUGUUAUCAGCCGAUGUUCAGGUUAUUUUACUCUCUGCCACUAUGCCUGAUGAUGUUUUAGAAGUCUCUCGUUGCUUCAUGAGGGAUCCUGUCCGCAUUCUUGUGCAAAAAGAAGAGCUAACACUGGAAGGUAUUAAACAAUUCUUCAUAUCUAUUGAGGUGGAAGAUUGGAAAUUGGAAACUCUUUGUGACUUGUAUGACACUCUGUCAAUUGCUCAGGCUGUCAUCUUUUGCAACACCCGCCGCAAGGUGGACUGGCUCACAGAGUCUAUGCACCAGCGCGAUUUUACUGUAUCGGCCAUGCACGGCGACAUGGACCAACGUGAGCGUGAGGUUAUCAUGAGGCAGUUCCGCACAGGUUCCUCACGUGUGCUUAUAACUACCGACUUACUGGCACGUGGAAUUGACGUACAACAAGUAUCAUGUGUCAUUAAUUAUGAUUUGCCUACUAAUCGUGAAAACUACAUCCAUCGGAUUGGAAGAGGUGGUCGUUUCGGCCGUAAAGGAAUUGCAAUUAAUUUUGUGACUGAAGCUGACAAGAGAGCAUUGAAGGACAUUGAGGACUUCUACCAUACAACUAUCACGGAAAUGCCCAAUGAUGUGGCCAACCUCAUCUGA